Oncorhynchus kisutch (coho salmon) is the source of this 740-nucleotide messenger RNA. RefSeq names its product wiskott-Aldrich syndrome protein family member 1-like. The transcript has 3 exons. The record is from RefSeq and is a predicted model, not a curated record. Gene Ontology annotation, cellular component: SCAR complex; cytoskeleton; lamellipodium. Gene Ontology annotation, biological process: positive regulation of Arp2/3 complex-mediated actin nucleation; actin cytoskeleton organization. Lineage: Eukaryota; Metazoa; Chordata; Actinopteri; Salmoniformes; Salmonidae. The coding region runs from base 408 to 725 and encodes 105 amino acids. Gene Ontology annotation, molecular function: Arp2/3 complex binding; protein kinase A regulatory subunit binding.
GUGGUAUGUACCAUCAUGGUCUCUACGAUAGGUACAUUUCCCUACGAAGUCAAAGAUGAUCAUUUCUACUUUGCAUUUAUAAAACACAGUUUCUUCGCGUGUGGAUUAAUAUAUGUGGAUGAAUUCAUCUGAAAAUCUGUCGUCAACUCAACUUCGCCCGUUGUACUGUCCGUUGCAUUAGAUUGUGCCCCCGGGAUCCCUUUUUGAAGGGGCAUUGUGCCUUGAUCCUUCGCUGCUACCUUUCUAACGGGAUUCAUUUUGCCCCGGCUAUAUGAUAACCACAGCAUGGAAUGAGGCUGGAUAUUUGAAUUGAUUGAAACAGCGAAUUGCACUACUGCAGUAGAGAUGACAAGAACAUAGGAGGAAUUGAACCAACAUUUAAGGUGUGGUAGCCGUGGUCUCCCAGGAUGCCGUUGGUGAAGAGGAGUAUCGAGCCCAGGCACCUGUGCCACACAGUGCUGCCGCGGGCCAUUAAGAAUGAGCUGGAGUGUGUGACCAAUGUGUCCCUAGCUAACGUCAUACGACAGCUCAGCAGCCUCAGUAAGUAUGCAGAGGACCUGUUUGGGGAGCUAUUCAACGAGGCCCACUCCUUCUCCUUCCGGGUCAACUCCCUGCAGGAGCGCGUGGACCGCCUCUCUAUCAGCGUCACACAGCUAGAUCCUAAAGAGGAGGAGCGUGAGUACCGCGCACACACACACACACACACACACACACUCAUACAGUAGUCCUUACACGUAGAC